AUGGAUCCCAUGUGGAUUGGGAUCUUGGUAGAUGUGGGUGGGCCUGGUUUGAAUGCCAAGAUACAGAUGGGCCCAGUUGGAAUGCCAAGGAUAGGAACACGGGAGCAUAAGGUGCCUGAUUUUCUUGGUGAUGAGAUUGAGUUCUUGGUUGAUUUGGGAAUUGAGAGGGAAAAAGUUGGGGCCAAACUUGGGAUAUAUAUAGGGAACAACUAUUUCGGCCACAUUACAGGUGGAAUUUCCCAGGGCCAAUGGAUGAGUGAUUUUAUCCCCAUAGACCAGUGGACACCCCCCAGGGUGACACACAAAUUUAAAGAUUUGAAAUUUCGAAGAUACAACAUCGGUCUGGAACAUCGGAUUGAGAUGCUGGAAAGUCAUCUGGGCAAUUCAGAUCCCAAUGCUUAUGACAGGGCCUAUGCCGGCAUCGAUGAGUACAUCAAAGAGCUUGCUGCAAUGUGCAGCCAGGAUUGGAUCUGGGACCAACACCCGGCGUCCACAGAGUCUCUGAUGACAGAGUGUCUUCAUGAGGAGGAAGAAAUAGGAGAGCUCAUGGAUGAAGACACUCCCUUGUAUGAUCUUGGGUGGACCCAAGACGAGAUGUCUGCUUUGGGAGAGAGUUUGAUCUCAGAUAAGUUGAUCCAGCGUGAUGGGGCAAUCAAUGAACACGAUGAUGGACCUGUAUACAAUCUCAGGUGGGGACCAACACCAUUAAAUCAGGUCGACAAAGAUGGCGCCCCAUUGUGCAAUCUUGGAUGGGGAGGAGAAACAUUGGGUGGUGAGCUUGAACAUCCAGGCAUCAAAGUGCUUUUGGAUGGUGAUGACUCACCAGGUUACAAUCUUGGGUGGGGAUCUGCGUCUGCAUCGUCGGGUGAUGCACCAAUGGAACAAGAUGACACCAUAUCCAAGGAUGGAGAUGGACCUGGAUAUGAUCUUGGGUGGAGAAACCAAAGUGGAAGGGAUGUCACCUUCACCUACUCUAGGAACUUCCCGCCCAUGCAACUGGAUGUGAUAGACCUGACGGAUGAAUGGGCUGACGCCCGAGCAGAGAAAGACAUAAUCGACCUCACCAAUGAAGAUGAGCCAGUUUAUGAUCUUGGGUGGGGAGUCCAAGGAAAUGAGGAGGGCAAUGCCCCUCGCCAUCCUCUCCCAGACAAAUGGACUUGGACGAGGACUUGGAUCAUGGCUCGUCAUUGGAAGUGGGUGAUAUCGACCAUCAAGCCGAACAGCAGAGGUUCCAUACCAAUCGCUGGCUUAAAUCAAUUGGCAAUGAUGUAUUUAUCUCUGGAGAAUGAGGAUGGGAUGCAGUAG
This is a messenger RNA of Suillus subalutaceus, 1305 nucleotides long. RefSeq lists its product as uncharacterized. NCBI's taxonomy places the organism in Eukaryota, Fungi, Basidiomycota, Agaricomycetes, Boletales, Suillaceae. The transcript is spliced from 13 exons. Bases 1 to 1305 code for a protein of 434 amino acids. The record is from RefSeq and is a predicted model, not a curated record.